Molecule: messenger RNA, 2914 nt
Organism: Aspergillus candidus
Lineage: Eukaryota; Fungi; Ascomycota; Eurotiomycetes; Eurotiales; Aspergillaceae
Gene: samB
Product: MYND-type zinc finger protein MUB1
Exons: 2
Coding region: 467-2278 (603 amino acids)
Biological process (GO): ubiquitin-dependent protein catabolic process; establishment or maintenance of cell polarity
Cellular component (GO): MUB1-RAD6-UBR2 ubiquitin ligase complex
Source: RefSeq, a predicted model, not a curated record
GGUUCCUCCUCCUAGUGAAUCAUUGUCGCCUCUAAACAACGACUAAGCAGACAACCCGCCUCAGGCUCUGCCAAAGUCUUGGCUUUCUCUCUCCCUUUCACGCCUCCUCAAUCCGCUUCCAACCUUCCAACCAACCGACAACUAACCACACCAUCUUUCAUCCUUUUUUCACCUCCCCAUCCAACUCACCAUCGUCGUUGUUGUUUUUUGUUUCAACUCCUUACUUCAUGAAUUGGCAAUAAUCUAGACAAACGCACUUUUGCAUUUUCCCAUCCCCUCCUCCUUCUCCCCCCCCCCCGUCUCCCUGACGCUCUCGUCGCUCCCACCCGCCUUCCAUCCUCACUUUAGGGGUUGAAAGCAAGCGCUGCCAUCUGUGAUCGAGCCAGCUCAUCUCACUUCCCUCCCGGAUCGCCGUUCGAGCCAAAUUCCAUCUCGAAACCUUUGGGUUUCACUCCUCUCGCCCAUCAUGCGGGAGGUCAACUUCAGUAUCCCCAAUGUCAACAAGGCUUCGGUCAAUAUCACCACCACCCUCUAUGACCGGCGUGCCCUCGAUUGUACAUCGACCCUCCCCCUGAUCAACUCCCUGAACCAUCUGGCCUAUCUCACUACAUCGUCCGCCCGGAUUCGCGAUAUCCUCACCGUCGAUGGCGGCAUCGAAAGACUGGUCUGUAUCCUCAAGGAGGGCCGGAGUCGAGAUCUGAUGGAGAUGUGGAAGUGGAGUCUCGCCUUCCAGUGUGUCGUCAACAUCGGGGUGCGGGGGUCUGAGGGCGUGAGGACGAGAGUCGUGGAGGCUGACAUGGUUCCGGUGAUUGCCACCAUCUUGGACAACUAUAUCAAGGUGGUGGACAAGGCGCGGGCGCGGUCGGACCCUGAGGCUCAGCGACACUCGUCGAGGCUCCAUCCCAAGCCCCCGGCCCCGACCAUCGAAUCUGCCCGUGCGGCCUUGCUGGAGCAAUCAUCCGCCGCGGAGCAACGAACCUCGCGCCGUCACGCGCCGCCCCCGAACAUCGAAAUCCCGCCGUUCCUGCAGGACACCCAGGCCCCCGAUUCGAGUGCCAUGGACGUCACGGCGUCUCCUCGCAUGCCAGUGACCUCUCCCCCCGAACGAAGCACUUUUGGUUCGGAUGCCCACACCCACAGAUCCCAGGAGGGUCGCCACCUCCACGCCGGUCACCGUCACCGUGCCAUGCAGCCGCUCGCCACGGCGCUGCCGCCGAUGGACACCGCCGAUGGGUUUGGCCUGCGCCCCAUCCGUGACACCGAACGACUGCCCAGCAUGCUUCCCGGUCUUCAUAAUGGCUUCGCCUCUCAGCCCGACUCCCCGACAACCCCAAGUGGUCCCGUCCAAUCUCAGGGCAACUCCCAGACCGUCGCCCCGAGAGAACGUCCGACCCUCAGACAACAGCAGUCAGCGUCCGGCGAAUCGGACGACGGCAACGGAGAAGGCUCGUCGGCCAUCGGCGACGAUGCAGGCUCCCGGGAGUCGGCUGAGCCGAUCGUUGGACUGCAGAACCGGAUGGAGAUUGACGAUGUGGGCGAGAGACAGACCGGGUUGCCCGGCGUGUCGAACACACAUGAUUUGACGUUGACUGAUCCGUCCGAGGGUCAAGAGGCCGAGACCUUCAACAUCACCCACCAUUCCACGGUGGAUGGCAGCAUCAUCAACAACGACACCACCCAGACCAACGGCGGGCUCGGCUUGUCGCCCACCCAGGCGGUGAAUAAUGGCAACUCCCCCGCCAUUGUCCCCAGCCCCUAUUCGCUGUACUUCCGGGAUCGAUCGGCCAGCCAGAGCGUCCUGACCACGAUCCCCCGGGAUGAAGACGUGCUGAUGUCCUUGCAACUCCUCGCCUACGUGUCCAAGUACUGCAACCUCCGGUCCUAUUUCCAGAACUCGCACCUGGUGCCGAAGCUCAAGGUCGACCGCGAACUUCAGCUGCUGGAAGAGGGAACGUCGCCGGUCGACCUCCCGGAGGAAGAGGAUGAGUAUCUCCUCCCCGACGAUGUCAACAUCUUCCCUCUGGUCGAGAGGUUCACGGUUCGACACCACUCGAAGGAGAUGCAGUACUGGGCGUGCGUGGUCAUGAGGAAUCUCUGCCGCAAGGACGAGUCCCGGGGUGGCAUCCGCCAAUGCGCCUACUACAAGUGCGGCAAGUGGGAAGAAUUCCAACGCCAGUUUGCCAAAUGUCGCCGCUGCCGUCGGACCAAGUACUGCAGCAAGGAUUGUCAGAAGGCGGCAUGGGUCUACCAUCGCCACUGGUGCCACACCACGCCAUGAUGUGAACGGACGGAGUUGUCUAAUAUCCAUAAUGCAUACUGGCUUGCAUAGCGUCAUCAUACCUGUCAUCUGCUAUCAUUUUCUUUUCAUCCUGUUUCAUUUUCCAGAGGUCGAUACAUGGCCACCUGUGCAUGGCAUUUGAACCUGGCGGCGUUCAUCAUCAUCCCAGAGAUACCUUUUGUAUGUCGUCUGUUACUCGUUUUAUUUCCCUCCCCCCAAUUAUUCCCAUACGCCUGUUUCCAUUAUCUCGAGGCACUGAGACCUGCCUACUACACGUGGAUCCCUUCAGCGAUCAUGAAUAUGCACAGUUAUCAUGCUCCAUAUCUCUCUUCCUUCCACAUAUUCUCUCCAUGCCUUUGCUCUCGCCGCUGCUUAUAUCUAUGGUGGGACAUAUCAUAUUCUCAUUUUAUCUAUUCAUUAUUUCUUUUCCUUUUCUCUUGCAAUAUUCCCCUCCGUGAAUAGUGAAUGUUCCUUGCCUUCGGCGUGGUCCAUUGUAACGUCGGACGAGUUUCUUUUGUCAGUAGCUGCGUGCGACGCCAGCACCCACCUACAUCUUCUUUCAGCGGUUUUUCUUUGAUCUAUCAUCCAGCCGUCCUGUUUUCUUUUUUUUUUUUUUUUCAAAUUUUCAACUUGUCU